UAGCAUGGCUUUGUAUGUAUGACGCAUUAGAUCCUGGAAUGAGGUAAUAGGUGUGUACAUGCAGCAAAUCUCUCCGGUAGUUAUUUGUUCUUGUGAAUUGGCAUGACUAAAUGAAACGAUCUCACUCCGCCGCCGGUCUCAGCACAAGCUUCUGGACACUAUGCCACUUAAGAAGGUCUGUGAAGGUGUUUCAGAAGAGGAUGGUGUUUGGACGGGGCCAGACAGUCUCUUCAUGUUAGAAAAGUGUGAUAAACAGAAGGAGCCCUGGAAAUCAGUAAUAAAAAGGAAGGUGCGAAAAAAGUGUGCCUGCAGUACUGAACGAGCCAAAGCCCUAAUUAAAGAUUCUUUCCCAAUAUUGAAAUGGCUCCCACGCUAUCGUUUCAAAGACUGGAUUAUCGGAGAUUCCAUGUCAGGCCUAAUCGUGGGCAUCUUGCUGGUUCCUCAGUCCAUCGCUUAUUCAUUACUGGCAGAACAAGACCCUAUUUAUGGCCUCUAUACGUCCUUCUUCUCCAGCAUUAUUUAUGCCUUGCUUGGCUCCUCUAGGCACAUUUCAGUGGGGAUGUUUGGUGUAUUGUGUCUGCUGGUGGGGCAGGUAGUGGACAAGGAACUUACUCUAGCUGGAUACAACUCAGGCACCAAUCUGACGACUCUGGUACUCAUGGACAACAGCACCGGUCCAGUCUGUGACCGAAGCUGCUAUGCAAUCAUGGUGGGAGCAACACUGACUUUCACAGCAGGUGUCUACCAGGUGUUGAUGGGUCUCCUACAAGUUGGAUUCGUGUCAGUCUUCCUCUCGGACUCUCUGUUGAGUGGUUUUGCUACCGGCGCUUCUCUCACCAUCCUCACAUCCCAGGUCAAGUAUUUAUUGGGCCUACGUUUUCCCAGGGUCCAAGGCUGGGGCUCACUCAUAAGAACUUGGAUCAGCCUGUUCACAAAUCUGGGCAAGACCAACGUAUGUGAUCUCAUCACCAGCAUUGUCUGCUUGCUCGUGCUUGUACCGACCAAGGAGCUUAACGACCGUUUCAAGGCAAAGCUCAAGGCUCCAAUUCCCUUUGAGCUCUUUGUGGUCAUUAUAGCUACUCUAGCCUCCCAUUUUGGUCAGUUCAAGGAAACUUAUAUGUCAGAUGUGGCUGGAGAAAUUCCCACUGGAUUUAUGGCUCCACAGCUACCAAACUGGUCUCUCAUACCCAACAUCGCUCUUGAUGCCUUCUCAAUAGCCAUCGUUGGUUUUGCCAUUACUGUAUCUCUGUCUGAGAUGUUUGCCAAGAAGCAUGGUUAUGUAGUGGACGCUAACCAGGAGAUGUAUGCUAUUGGAUUUUGUAAUAUUAUUCCAUCCUUCUUCCGUUGUUUUACGACCAGUGCUGCCUUGACCAAGACUCUUGUGAAGGAGUCGACUGGUUGCCAGACUCAGCUCUCAGCGUUAGUGACUGCUCUGGUGCUGCUGCUUGUCCUGCUUGUCAUUGCCCCUCUUUUCUACUCAUUGCAGAAAUGUGUUUUAGCCGUCAUCAUUAUCGUCAACCUCCGUGGAGCACUGCGAAAGUUCGGAGACAUUCCCAAAAUGUGGCGUGUAAAUCGCGUGGACACUAUCAUCUGGCUGGUAACAAUGGCUACCUCGGCCUUAAUCAACACUGAGUUGGGCCUACUGGUUGGAGUCCUGGUUUCUGCAUUCUGUGUGUUAGGCCGAACGCAGGGUGCUCAGGUCCUGCAGCUUGGCCAAGCAGGAGAUCGUGAGGUCUUUGAGGACCUUGCAUCAUAUAAGGGCCUUCAGACCUCACCAGGAGUAGCUGUUUUCCGGUACAGUGCUCCAAUCUACUACGCCAACCAAGCUUUGUUUAAGAAGUCACUGUACCGCAACGUGGGCCUGGAUCCGCUCAAAGAAAAAGCCAGGCGUAAGAAACUCGAUAAGCAGAAGAAGCAGAAACAGGGUCGAGAAGAACAGAAGCAAAAGAUGGAAGUAUCCACCGAUGUGUAUCUGCUACAGCAUUCGACCUUUCACACAUUAAUCAUAGACUGCGGCCCAGUGAUGUUUCUAGAUACCGCCGGAGUUAACGCUUUGAAGGAAGUAUGCAAGGACUACAACGAUCUAGGUGUGUGUGUACUUUUGGCACAAUGCAGCACCUCUGUUAUUGAUUCUUUGCGGAGGGGAGGCUACUAUGACCCGAAGACCGGAGCCAAAGAAAUACAGUUUUACACUGUUGGUGAUGCCAUCUCAUAUGCCCAAAGCUUAAAUUUACAGAAUGGUGAUUGUGACACUGUUUUGUGAUGCUCUAUAAUGUUUGAAUUUAUAAACGGUUUGCAAUGAACAUUAGUCUUUUUUGACACUAUGCAAAUAUUUCUAUAUGAUUGCUAUGUCUCAGAAAUCUAAUUAUGAGAUUAUGAGCAUCAAAGUUUGAUACUCAGUCAAUAUUAAAGAUAUCAAGGUUGUAUUUUUUGAUAUAAAUGAGCUGGCUUUUCAUAAUAACUAGCUUUUAGAUAUUUAUAUUUAUUGAUAUCCUUUCAGUUUGUUGCUUAUAUACAGUCACAACUGUGACAUUUACACAGCUUUAUGGGUAAUUGUGCAUACUGAAAUAACCAUAAAGCCUGAGUACACAAAACUGUUGCGUGUCUGGUUGAAAGCUCAACACUUUCACCCAGUCACCUGAUAUUUACCUCAGUGACAGAAGCACCAAAGAUUGUACUGCUGAUGUGUCAAUCUUGACACAUUGGCAUUGAUGCCACGGGGCAGUUUUUGAACAUGUGCAGCACUUGUUUCUCAACUAAAGAUUUUUGUUAAGGAGCCAAAUAAAGUCUGGUGAGAUUUUCUUUUUAUAGAGUAAGAUUUUUGGCAUUUAUGUCUGACUGGUUAAACAGGUCUGAAGGAACAGGAAACACAGCAGGAUGUUCAGAAGGGACGUGUCAAAUUGUUAAAGGUCAGGGAGUAGGGUGAAUUACAGCAGGGUAAGGGUUAUAAAUACAGAUGAGCAUUCUGGAAUGCCUUAAUAAAGUUUUGACACACAUAUAUUGUGUAUGCCUUGUAGUGCAUAUUAGAUAUUAGGAAGUAGUUUACAUUGCAAAUGGUGAUAGUCUGAGACUUCAUCAUAUUUAUUAAAACUUUUUGUAAAUGAUCUUAAUGCUUUAAAAGAAAGAUUGUUUCUAUGCAUCUUAAUUGUUGUAACAGAAUCAGCUUUACUUUGUUACAGAUUUGUUACUAUUUAAAAAAAGGCUACAUACGAAUUCAGGUAUUCUUGUAUGUGUGCAACUUUUGUCAACAUGUAAAGUACUUGUAUUAAGUACUUGUAUUUUUCAAUCAAUAACUUGUGUAUAUUCUAUUACAGAUGUGAGUUUUUGCUUCUAGUUAGAGAAAUAUGGUUUGUAUUUAUUAUUACAUGUUCAAAA
This is a messenger RNA of Paramisgurnus dabryanus, 3375 nucleotides long. RefSeq names its product solute carrier family 26 member 2 (gene slc26a2). Gene Ontology annotation, biological process: sulfate transmembrane transport. Gene Ontology annotation, molecular function: secondary active sulfate transmembrane transporter activity. Gene Ontology annotation, cellular component: membrane. NCBI's taxonomy places the organism in Eukaryota, Metazoa, Chordata, Actinopteri, Cypriniformes, Cobitidae. The record is from RefSeq and is a predicted model, not a curated record.